UGCUUCUCCCUGGCAGCCAAGCCAGCUGACCCUGAGCGGAGUUAAAGACCCUGCGUCCCAACGUCUCUGGGGCCAGCCUUAUAACUCUAAAUAGGUUUCACUUGCCUCCAAACUCCAGAGAGACUCUCCUGCCAAUCAUCAUGUCAUCCUUUCAAGAAGUUCCAUCUUCAAGUACUGCUCUACAGACUUCAAACUUUGCUCAUGUUAUCUUUCAAAAUGUGGCAAAAAGUUACCUUCCUAAUGCACAUCUUGAAUGUCAUUAUACUCUGACCCAGUACAUCCAACCACACCAAAAGGAUUGGGUCGGUAUUUUCAAGGUUGGUUGGAGUACUGCUCGAGACUAUUAUACAUUUCUGUGGUCACCCAUGCCAGAAAAUUAUGUGGAAGGAUCAACUGUUAACUGUGUGCUUUCUUUUCAAGGAUAUUAUCUACCAAAUGAUGAUGGAGAAUUUUACCAGUUCUGUUAUGUUACUCACAAGGGUGAGAUUCGUGGAGCAAGCACCCCUUUUCAGUUUCGAACCUCUUCUCCUGUUGAAGAAUUGUUGACUAUGGAGGAUGAAGGAAACUCUGAUAUGUUGGUGGUGACCACAAAAGCUGGACUUCUUGAGUUUAAAAUUGAAAAAACAAUGAAAGAAAAAGAAGAGCUCUUAAAGGUAACUACUAGUCUGGAAAAAGAGACUGUACAACUUAGAGACCAACUUGAAAGAUUGGAAAAAGAACUUAAUCACGAAAAGCAGAGAUGUGAUCAGCUGCAAGCUGAGCAAAAGGAUAAUCUUCAGGCUUCAGAAAUUCUUAAAAUUGAAAAUGAAGAACUAAAGAAAAAGUAUGAUGAGACUACAUCGAAAGUUCUCCAACUUGAAGAAGAUAUCAUGACUGUUACUCAGAAAGCUAUUGCAAAAGAAACAGAGUUGGACAGUCUGAAAGACAAAUUGAAGAAAGUCAUUUUUGAGAAGGAACAACUUGAAUGUCAGUUAAAGACUGAGAAGGAUGAGAAGGAACUUUACAAGAUACACUUGAAGAAUACAGAAAUAGAAAAUACCAAGCUAGUAAAAGAGGUCCAUACAUUAAAGAAUUUGGAUGCAAACAAAGAAAACAUGAUAUCUCAUUACAAAGAGGAGGUUGGAAAGUUACAGCUAUACAUAGCUGAAAAAGAAAACCUGAAGAGAGCUUUCUUGCUUUCUUCCUCAAACAAGGAGGAUGCAGAUAUUUUAAAGGAACAACUUCGGAAAGCUGAAGAUCAGAUUCAAGCUAGCAAACAGGAAGCUAUCUUACUGUCAAAAGAGCUGAGUGAUACAGUAAAUGUGCGAGAUAGGACAAUGGCAGAUCUUCAUACUACUCGACUAGAAAAUGAGAAAUUGAAGAAGCAGCUUUCUGAUACUGUAGCAGAGCUCAAAAAAGUCACUCUUGUGAAAAAUGAACAGGAAAUUUCAAACACAGUAGAGCAAGAACUGCGCAGAGAGGUUGAGGAUCUGAAGCUUCGUCUGCAGAUGGCUGCUGACCAUUACAAAGAAAAGUUCAAGGAAUGCCAAAGGCUCCAAAAACAAGUGAAUAAACUUGUAGAUCAGACAAAAAAUGCAGGGAAUCAACAGAAAGUGACAGAUGCUUCAAACAUUGAGACAGCUACUGCGGUUGUUACAGAUAAAAAGUUGACCUCAUCUCCAGCUAGCCCUGGUAUAGUUUCAGAGUUCACAGUAAAGGAGCAAGCACGUGAAAUGAACAAAGAAAUUACUGAGAAAACAGAGAAGUAUAAGAAAUGCAAGCAAAUGUUAUCAGAUGAGAAGAUGAAAUGCAGCGUUUAUGCUGAUGAAUUGGCCAGAUUGGAGCUGAAAUGGAAAGAACAAGUGAAAAUCAGUGAGAGUGCAAAACUCCAGCUAGCAGCAAUGGAGGAUCAGUAUAAAGUUCAGCUGGCAGAAAAAGAGAGAGAAAUAAAAGAGCUGAUAUCACAGUUGGAAGUCUUCACCAGUGAAAAGGAACAUGGAAUGAAUCCUGAAAAUCAAGCCACAAAGAUAACUAAGGGGCAGAUUUCUCCACGUGAUUUACAUUUUCUCAAUCCAUACUCAGAGAAUAGUGGACUGGUUCCUGCAGUGCCAAGUAGAUUACCAGUACUGAAAUAUGGAAACCCUUAUGCAACCCAGGAAACAAGAGAUGGAGCAGAUGGUGCUUUUUAUCCUGAGGAGAUCCAAAGGUUACCUGUAAGGACUUCCUCUUGGGAACUGGAAGACAACGUAGUCUGCAGUCAGCCUGCUCGCAACCUUAGUCGACCUGAUGGUCUAGAAGACCCUGAGGAUAGCAUUGAUGACGAUGAGACCGUACCUUCUGCUCCUGAUCCUCCAAGUCUUCUCUUACAUGAGCGUGGAGCAGGUUUUUGUUUUGACUCCAGUUUUGAUGUGCACAAGAAGUGUCCUCUUUGUGAAGUGAUGUUUCCGCCUAACUAUGACCAGAGCAAAUUUGAAGAACAUGUCGAAAGUCACUGGAAAGUGUGCCCCCUGUGCAGCGAGCAGUUCCCUCCUGACUAUGAUCAGCAAGGUUUUGAAAGGCAUGUUCAGACGCACUUUGAUCAGAAUGUUUUAAAUUUUAAGUAGACAAGUAAAAAGUAAUUUUUGUUUGGGUUCUUCUGCAGUUAAGCUUAAAAUUUCCAACAGGCAGUCCAUCUAUAGAACAGAAAUUGCAGCUUUCAUAUAACUCAAUCAGAUAUCUAAAUGCUACUUUUAGUAUAAAAUGCUCUACAGUGUAAUUGGAAUUGAGGGAAAUUUUUGACCUAUCAGCAAUUGUCAGGUUAGCCUUUCAAUAUUCUAUAAGGGAGGAAAAAAAGAACCUUGUGUGUCUGUGUUUAUUUCCCUGUUUAGUGAAUACUGUAAGGACACAUGGAGAACUUGGAUGUAAUUAGCCUCAGAAACAUAAGUCCAGUUUCUUGGUGCUGCUGUUCAGUUAUACAGAAUCACCAGAGGUUUCUCUUGACCAUGAUAAUUGGAGCAUGAUUAAAUAUUAAAACUUAGUUAUGCAAUAAAAGGAUAUUUCGCAUAGUAAUCUGAAGUAUUUCUUUGGAUAAUUUUUGAUUCAGAACAUUACAUAAAUUAACCUAUGAAAAUGUAAUUUUUUAAUUCACUUCAAGAAUGUAGUUCCAUGUACUGAGAUUACAUGCUUUCAACAAAAAAUUUAUGGCAAAUACUUUACUUUUACUUAUAAAACAUUUGCCUUAGAGGAUAACUAUAAAUAAAGUACAUUAUGCUUUAAAGCAAGUAUUUUUAUGAAUUGAAAGGAAUUGCUAUGCUUAAGCUGACUGGUAAAUAAUUGUCUAAAAAUCACUACCAUUCAGUUGUAGUUAAUAGAAAAUACUAUUUGGAAAAACUCAUAUUCCAAUACAUGUUUUCAUAGUGAAUCAAAUAAGUGAGCUGUGUUUUAAAAUUCUUUGGCAUCUUAAUUUUGCACAUUCUUUCAAAUAUGUACUUAUAUAUAUCUAAAAACAUUUUAUAUUUAAAUAAUUACUUUCAAAUAUGUAUUAAAUAAACUAGGAAGUAAUUUGUUCCUUUGGAUGAAAUAAUUUGCUGUUCACUUGUUGUACAGUAGUCCUGUUACAUUAAAGGCAAAAUUGUUCAUGGAA
Messenger RNA from Pelodiscus sinensis (Chinese soft-shelled turtle), 3601 nucleotides. It is a transcript of the gene TAX1BP1, whose product is annotated as Tax1 binding protein 1. NCBI's taxonomy places the organism in Eukaryota, Metazoa, Chordata, Testudines, Trionychidae. The record is from RefSeq and is a predicted model, not a curated record. Gene Ontology annotation, biological process: negative regulation of apoptotic process.